Ceraceosorus bombacis is the source of this 1305-nucleotide messenger RNA. The record is from the annotation of a GenBank genome assembly. NCBI's taxonomy places the organism in Eukaryota, Fungi, Basidiomycota, Exobasidiomycetes, Ceraceosorales, Ceraceosoraceae.
AUGGCUGGUCGUGGUUUCUGCGUCGGUAUCGGUGAGUAGUCGCGCCGAGUAAGCCACGCGCCUCGGUACGUUCAUGUCGCAGGGGGAGCAGGAGCGGGGCGUUGGUCGCGCCUGCUCGCUUGGUCUGCGCACGUCGCCUGCGCAUCUCGCAUCAGCAUCACGACAGGACAAAGAGGGGGCGUAGCCAUGUUUGGCUAGCAUCCACCACUUUACGCAUAGUAGAUGGAUUCCUUUCAGCCAUGCGCAGUACUCUGUCCAGUAUACUCUACUGAAAGGUAGCCAUGGCAUCCCCUGUCUCGCUCGUGCUUUCCCUCUCUCCGCCUGCUAGGCGGGCGCAUCAUACUUCGGGGCUCGUGGCCGAUGUGUGCUCGAUCAUGCUCUCUGACGCUUUGAUGAUCACUUCAUGGGGUGCAGGCGAAAUCCUGGCAUUCGCUGCUCUGGUCUUGACCAUCCUGUGAGUCACAUGAGAUCGUUCCACUUGCGCGAAUGCCACAUAUCACUUAAACGCUGGCCCUUCUGCUUGCACUGCGCAGUGUCAACAUUGGACAAAUCUCUCAGAACAUCGUCUCUCGCAACAUCUACUACGCCGAGCUUGACCUCACAAACUUCGAAGCUACUCUCCGAGCCCAGGCGGGUUCUGCUGGAGGUGUCUCUGGCGUGUACGCGAGCGAUCAAUCGUCUCCUCUUGGCCAGAGCCAGGGUCUGCGCAACACCUAUCAGUGGGGUCUUUACAACUACUGCGGAGGCCAGAACGAGGACCAGAACCGAGCCUGUGUGGACAGCAGUUUCGGAUCGGGACGCUUCCAGCCAGCAGAGACUAUGUCAGUGUAGAUGACCUUGUGCUUGGGGCAUAUCACGAGGCAAGCUUUGACGUGACGUUCCACGCCCCUCCAUCACAGUUACGCCGACCUGCCCACCGAGUACCAAAGCCUUUUCAACCAGACCGUCAGCCAAGGCACAUUUGCGGACAGCAGCUACCUUGGACGUUUCUCACACGCGGCCUUCUACCUCGUGUUUGUCGGCACCGUGCUAGCAGGCGUGACCUUCUUGGUCGUCUUUCUGGCGCACCGCUUCGCGUUCCUUUGCGCGGCGCUUACAGCUCUGGCUGGAGCGGCGUGCAUCGGUGCAGGCGCUGCCAUCUACACCGCCAUCCUUGUCAAGGCGCGCGACUCGAUCGAGAACCUUGGCGGAGCAGAGCUCACCCUCAACAACGCUCUUUGGAUGCUAUGGGCAGCGUUUGGCUCUCUUGCACUUGCCAUCGUGCCCUUGAUCCUCUCUUGCUGCUUCGGACGCAACAAGUACUAG